GUUAAAACGCUAAACGCUGAAUACCAUUUUAAGCAGCAGACAGGAAGGGGCGGAGCGCCAACCGCAGCCCCCGCCUCACCGCCGUUAGGGAAGCAGCCGCGGCUACGUGAGGCGCGAGUGUGAGCCCAGCUGCCGCUUAGCCCCCGGCCCCUCCCGGUCACCGCCGUCAGUCGAGGGGUCCGCGGGGUCUACGGUCACCCUGCGCUCCAGGCACCGCACCUGGCGAGCGGCGACACCGCGUCCAUGGCCACCGCGGCGGCUCCGUCAUCCUUGGCUCUCAAGGCCUCGAGCCUGGCCGCGGCCCCCGGCUCGUACGGGGUCUUCUGCAAGGGGCUCUCUCGCACCCUCCUCGCCUUCUUCGAGCUGGCCUGGCAGCUGCGCAUGAACUUCCCGUACUUCUACAUCGCGGGCUCCGUGGUCCUCAACAUCCGCUUGCAGGUACACUUUUAGAGCCCUGAGGAAGCCACCGGCAUCCCGGGCCUGCAUUAUGGCCGACUCCCAGGAGGCCCCGCGACGCCGCAGAGCUGAGGGUGAGGAGUCCCGCUGUCUCGCGAGAGUGCCUGGGCUCCUUCCGCGGUUGUGCUCUCCGCUCUCAGCCGAGCUCCUGUACUGUCACCGAGACCUUGCCGAGAUUAGGAAGAGGAAAUACGCGAUUCCGGGAGAAGAGAAAGAACUUCAGUUAAGACCCACGACAAUAUUUAAGAAGCUGUGCAUCCUUAAAACAAAAGCGGGACGAACAGGUUGUACUACAAAAAGGGAAAGCUACUAAAAUUUUCAGGACAAAAAUGUACAACAAGCUCAUGGUCCAUAUUAAUUUAAUAAGUAAAUUUCGGGAGUAUGAGACUGGAAUAUAAGCAGGACGCUGAAUGAGUGAGAAGCUGGAGGUCUUAAGGAUAUGCUGUGGAGGGCAUAUAUUUCUUCAUCCCACAAGAAAAAACAAUGACGAUCAGAAGCUUUCAGUGAACAAAAACUGUACAGGAAACACAUCCUUCAAAUACCAAACAAUGUAAAAUGCUGCAGGAUUUUGAACAGCGGGAGUGUAAGAAAGUGGACUGUAUUUCGGUGUCCCUAUGAGUAACAUGCAGUUCAAAAUCUUGGAGCCAAAGAGAAGGAAAUCCAGUCCUAGCACAAAGCUUGGCGACUUAUUGAAUAACAUUUAAAUAAUCAUAAUAAUGUAAAUGCUGUUUAUGGUUUUCAUCUUUUUAAGAGAAUACUUACAGUUACAAAGUUGAAUGCACAUGUUAUCAGCCUUGAUGGCGUAAAAGUGAGGGUACCUGGAAUGGUAAUGGUGUCUUAAAGUGGUAAGCUGAGAGGAAAAUUCUGUUGUCGAUGGGGGAAGAGGGCAUUUUAUUAUUUAAAGAGUAGCCAUAAAGUUGCUAAAAUGUAACUAUAUGAAAGAGAGAAGAGGAGGGGAGAACAGCAUGAGGUCAACAAGAAAUGCCUAGAGGUUAGAGUUAGGGUGGAAUGUCUCAGAUUACCUGAUGUAUUUGAAUAUAGAGUCAAGAGAUUUUUAGAUUUCAGAGAGUCUGGAGACGAAUUAGUGGUCUGCAAAAUGUUUUCUAAUUAAGGAAGCAAAGCUGAGGCAAUUAUGAACCCUGGGAAAAAUAAAAAAAAUUUUCAAGGACUACACUGCAUAACUCAACUGUGAAGAAUAUUACUACUCAUCAUAUAAAGCCAGUUAUAAUUAUAUAAACACUGAAUACAGGUAACAUUAUUAGGUAACAUUGGAAGGAUUGGAGAAGAGAGAUGUGUAUGUAAUGGGAGAGAAUCAAUCAAGAUCUGAUAUAGAAAAGUUGAUUUUAAAAAAGCAGUAUAACUUGUCACUUAGAAAGAGUACAAUAAGAAAUAGCUGAGAGUUAAAACUGGUAGUCUCUGGAGAAAGAAAAUCAGGGAUAGACAGAGAAAGGUGGAGGACUGCUGGUUUUCACUACCAGUCUAACAGUAACAGUGAUUUUUCUUAGCCAUAUGUGUGUGUUUGUGUGUGAAGAUACAUAUAUAU
This is a messenger RNA of Kogia breviceps (pygmy sperm whale), 1999 nucleotides long. It is a transcript of the gene SMIM10L1, whose product is annotated as small integral membrane protein 10 like 1. The record is from RefSeq and is a predicted model, not a curated record. NCBI's taxonomy places the organism in Eukaryota, Metazoa, Chordata, Mammalia, Artiodactyla, Physeteridae.